Molecule: messenger RNA, 2196 nt
Organism: Grosmannia clavigera kw1407
Lineage: Eukaryota; Fungi; Ascomycota; Sordariomycetes; Ophiostomatales; Ophiostomataceae
Product: xpg i-region protein
Exons: 6
Coding region: 1-2196 (731 amino acids)
Biological process (GO): DNA double-strand break processing; mismatch repair; DNA recombination
Cellular component (GO): nucleus
Molecular function (GO): 5'-flap endonuclease activity; 5'-3' DNA exonuclease activity
Source: RefSeq, a predicted model, not a curated record
AUGCCGGGUGUGUUGCCGUCUGAAGACCCCUGGGUCGGACAGCAGAUUGUCAUGUCUGACCUGUCCGAGAUCGAGGGGUGCUCCAUUGCCGUCGAUGCGACCUACUUUAUCCAAAUGAUGCUCGAUGCCGGGCCUGCGCGUGAGCCGCUCAUGGCUGCCUUGGGGGGAAUUACUGGAUUCCAGAAGAACCUGGGACUCGAGCUCGACCAGUGGGCUGCCAACAACGUGAUCCCGUUCUUCGUCUUUGAUGGCCAGCCAGUGGUCGGCCAGGAAGACGUUGCCAUUGAAGAGGGCCUCCGCGACAUUGCCAAGACUGAUAUCGCAUGGGAACUUUAUUUCGGUAGCCGUGCUAGCGAGGCAGUGAUCGCGUUUGGCGAAGGAUCCACCUUCCGCAUCCAGACUCUCUAUCCUGUUCUGCAGCGGACUCUCAAGGCGAGAAACUUGCACUUCAUCACUCCGCCAUACAGUGCAGCUGCCCAGCUUGCGUACUUUGAUAUGGUCGACUCGGAACAGUGCGCCGGAAUUAUGGGCCAGCAAGAGCUUCUCUUGUACCCCAUCCACGACUGCAUUAUCCGGGCCAUAGACUGGGAAACCAACAAGGUCACGUACAUUUCGAAGAAACAGAUUCUCAGGAACCUGAACGUGAGCGAGCCCAUGUUCAUUGACGCCUUUCUCAUGACUGGCUCUUCAUUCCUGCCCUCGUUUCCUCCUCUGCGGGACGGCACCACCUAUCCUCGACAGCCCAGCGUGAUGGAUGCGUUAAACAUGCUGCGUACUGCGGACAAGAAUAUUGCCAAUUUGUGUGCGUCUUUCCACGACGUUCUUCAGGCCCAGGACCCAAACUGGUUGGACAAGUUCCGCAAGGCUCGCAUGGUGGUAGACCACUUCAUCUACGUGGCCGAGUCCGGUGAGAUCCAGGUCUACGACUUUGAAAAGCUCACGAAAGACAACCACCUCUAUCUGGGCCUCCAGCUCCCAUCGGAGCUCUUCCAUUACCUCAACACUGGGCUCGUUGGCCCGGAGGUGCUGAGCUGGAUUUCGCAUGGUCAAAUCACCAUCCUGCCGACAUUGGAAGGCUAUGCGAGCCCAGAGUACCGCGAGCUGGUGUCCAAACAGCUUGUUCCCUACUACGAGACCGCUCUGGGCUUAGUCAUCCCCCGUCUGAACCGUGGCCUGCAGUUCCGAGACAUUGUGCUGAAGGUGUGGUACGACAAAGGCUUCUCGCUGAGCAUCAACCACCGGAAUGAAGGCAACUCGCCGGCAUCGCGGGUCGAAAAAUGGAACGUGACGGGGGAAUCUCUGAGCACCCAUUUCCCCAAGGCCCAAUCAGGCACCAUUGCCUUUGAGCUGUCAGCCUUUGCCAACAAGGACUUUAUCGCCAGCACACUGAAUGCACGAAAGGCAAAGGGAUUGGAGUCGGAGGACGCCAUUGUCUCGCUCUCGAUCUGGAAGCUGCUGACGCUGAACGGCUACAUCAAGGAGAAGACGCUCGAGCUGACUGCGUGGGGUACAGCUCUGGCAAAGACGCUGUCUGCCCUGGAACCACUGGCAGCAAAGGCGCCCGAUCCGCUGGCGCUCUUCCACGCCGCUCUUCUUUCGUAUGAGCUGAUCAGGUUGGGACUACUGACGACCGGCCACAGACAGGCCGAGCUGCAAGGCUGGCCGGUAAACGGGAGCGAGGAAGACAAGAGCUGUGUUGUCCUGAUCAGCCGGGUGGCCACACUGCUGCAGCUGAGGCAGGAUGUCUCUGGCUACACAGGGCCUCUUAGCAAGAAUCUUCUGGCCUUUCACAGCAUGACCGUGGCGGUGGGCUCGGCGAAUCGGAACGUGAUCGAGGCGUUGCUCGCCAACACGUUCAUGUCGGGCCAGGCUAAACGGAGCAAGCUGGACAAUUGGAAGAUCAGCCAUCGCCUCCCGUUCUACGAGUUCCCCGAUGCUGCACUGUCGAUCGCCGUCAAGACAUUCCUAGACGAAAGCACGUUUGACACGACUCCGGAGCAACGACAGCAGCGUCAGAAGGAGUUCCCGGAGAACUUUAUACCGCGCGCGCUGAAGCCGUUUGAGGAUUUCGACAUGGUCUUCGGUCUCGUAGACGCUCUGCAUGCCGGCGUGGGGACGCUGGGCGACAGCGAGAUGAAGGCGGAUGUCAAGGCGGACUGGGACAAGGCCAAGAAGUAUUUGGACCGCAGACGCUGA